AUGAACUUGUUCGGGUCCUCGCCUACAUCAAACAGUCCUUACGUCGCUCCUAACCCAUUACACGACCCGAUAGCCGGUCCGGACCCGCUGAGUGCAUCGCCUUCUUCCAGUUAUGAAUCCCCUCGCCGUUCGUUCUCCAAGCGCUCUGUAGAGAUACCGCAGCCGCGUGCCGAGGAAGAAUCGCCUGAGGUAUACCUCCAUAGACUCACGGAUGCCGUCAGCAAAGCAGAGGUUGCGACCGUGCUCGCAUCAAGCGCGGACCCAUUCCAUGCACGUGCUUUACGUGCCUACAUUGACCGUUUCGACUUCAUGGGGGAUCCAUUAGAUGUAGCCCUGCGAAAGCUAUUAAUGGAUGUCGGCCUUCCACGGGAAACGCAGCAAAUCGACCGCGUCAUCGAAGCCUUUGCAGCACGAUACUUGCGUUGCAAUCCCGAUCUUUUCACGUCUGAAGACCACCCUUACAUCCUAGCAUUCAGUCUGAUCAUGCUGCACACCGACGCGUUCAAUAAACACAAUAAACGCAAGAUGACCAAGGCAGACUAUGUCAAGAAUACCCGCCUCCCUGGAGUCGCUCCGGAGGUUUUGGAUUGUUUUUAUGACAACAUAAUAUUUGUACCCUUCAUAUUCAUAGAGGAUCCAGUGGACGUCAACGGUCAACGGGGACUGAUUCCGGAGACAAUCAACAUGCGCCGCAUGUCGACUUUUAACAUGCCCACGACUCCCGGCGGAUCCGGUUCAGUACUGCUGGGUAAGAGCAAUAGGAUUGACCCAUAUUACCUUAUUACCCGUAAUCUGCUUGACGACUUACGCGUCAACGUGACGGCGUUGGUCCCUCCGGAGAGCCCAUACUCCUAUCAAGGCACGGGCGGACCGUGGGAUGAAGACGAACUUCUGCGCGCGUUUACCAUGGCAAGCGCUAUUGACAUCUCUACAGGAGCUGCAUCGACACCAUGGUUCGGGAUCAGCAUGUCUGGAACACCAGCGCCGCUUCUUCAGAGUCCCUUAGGCCCUACUCAUCCCGUGACAUCUCCCGCUUCGUCCUGCUCGAUCAAGGUGACGAAAGUCGGCCUUUUGUUGCGCAAGGACGAUACUCUGGAAGGAGGCCGUCGGGCAAACAAUCGCAAGUGGCGUGCGUGGUGUCUCCUCUUCUUUCGCGACCCGUCAUGGGUGGCGUCUAUCCAAACGCAGUGCAAUGGACAGAUUCUCGCGCAUGCAGCGCUGCCCCAUCCUGACGAAUAUGUCUCGGUCAAGGAUUCUGUCGCCGUGUUUGACAAAUCCUACACCAAGCACCCACACACUAUGCGCUUGGUCAUGCCGGAUGGCCAUCACUACCUGCUGCAGGCACAGGAAGAGAAGGAGAUGAACGAGUGGAUCUCGCGCGUCAACUAUGCGAGUGCAUUCAAGACGGCCGGCGUGCGCAUGCGCGCCUCGGGCAUGACGAACCGGGACAUCGAGCUGACCGGCAUCGCUGCGGCAGCGUCGCAUUUGCGAGAGUUGAAACAUCGUGCCAACUCGUUCGCGGCUCCUCGAGUGCGGACAUGGUAUGCUGGGUCGCCUGAUGACCUCGAACCGUCCGUGGCUCAGUCGGCGCCUCCCCCUCUCCAUCCGCUGCUAAACUCGGAUCCUGUGGGGCAAAUAUCGGCCGCUUCAUCUGUAGACUCGUCGAGGAUGACGCCGUCUCAGAUCGAGAGCUCUUCGAGGCUUUUCAAGGCGACGUUUGACCAGGUCAAGACGGAACUGGCGACAUCGGGGCGCUGGUCGUACGACGUGCCGGAUGCGCGGCCGAUCCCGCGUCCUCGCACGCAGAGUUUAGAAUCUGCGACGCGCUCGCCGCCUGCGUCGCCCACGUCCGCCACGCCAAACUCGAACGAUGCUUCGCGUGGGUCGUCCCGGUCGGAGAUCAUCCGGCGGAAGCUACGCGACCUAGAAGGGAGGAUCUCGCUGACGCAGAAGCAGUUGGACACGGACAUGCGGUUCGUGCGGAACAUGGCGGUGCUGACGCCGUUUCAGCGGACGACGCGAGACCGGAUUCAGGUGGCGGUGCAAGGCGCGUCGAAGCGGAUCAUGCAGGUGCGGCUGGACCUGGAGAAGCUGGUGUGCUACCGCGACGUGCUGUCGGACGACCUGCUCGCUGAAGAGCGUGACUGGGCGCGGACGAAGCGGAUCGCGAUGCGCGCGGCGACGGACAAGCUGACGGCGCAGGACAUGGAGUCGCGCCCUCUGACACAGACGAGGACCAUGCCGGACAUGAUCACGCUGUCUUCCUUCACGGACGUGUCGGACCAGUCACUCUCGACGUCGCCUAUGAGCAUUGCGGCCACCGCGAGCACGUCUGUGAGCUCGUCGCUUGGGGACGAGUCGUUCCAUUCCGCACUGUCUAGCGGACAUUGGCGCGAUCUGAGCCCUGGUUCUGCUGCGUUCCUGGAGUCAAGAGGUCUGCACGAGGCUCAUUCGUUCGAGUCGCCGAUGACAUCCCCGUUGGAGGCACCGGGUGGCCAUCAAGGGCGAGAGUACCCGUUUCCCGACGUGUCGGGGCGCCCGCAGCCGACGUCACUCGUGCAAGACACGUCAAUGGAGAGCGCGCCGUCGAGCGUCGGCCACGCGGACCAUGCCGGGCAGGAGAAGUAUCGCACCGCGCCCGAGUCGCCAGAAGUGCCAGAAGAGCAGGCGGAGGAGUGGCACAAGACGCGGGCGGCGAAACGGGUGUCGCUGGUGCGGCUGCCGCCUGACCUGCGGAUCUCGGUGCUGAUUGGGAAACACGGGCGGACGGCGAGCGAGAGCAUUUCGGAGCACACUGCCACUGCUCCGUCGUCGCCUGACGGGAGUCACGUCGCUCCAAACGCGUAUGGGCGGACGAUGGACACGAUCGCGGUGAUGGACGUGGACGUGUAG
Molecule: messenger RNA, 2892 nt
Organism: Laetiporus sulphureus 93-53
Lineage: Eukaryota; Fungi; Basidiomycota; Agaricomycetes; Polyporales; Laetiporaceae
Exons: 7
Coding region: 1-2892 (963 amino acids)
Biological process (GO): regulation of ARF protein signal transduction
Molecular function (GO): guanyl-nucleotide exchange factor activity
Source: RefSeq, a predicted model, not a curated record